Molecule: messenger RNA, 2476 nt
Organism: Durusdinium trenchii
Lineage: Eukaryota; Dinophyceae; Suessiales; Symbiodiniaceae
Source: the annotation of a GenBank genome assembly
UGGUUUUAAAAUCGUGACGCGUGAUGCCUCACUCACAAAAAUUGACCGCACGAAAAGUCACGUUGAACUUCCAGAAGGCAAAUACCCAAAGCUGCUUUUCCUCCUCUGUACAGUUCUCCAUUUGAUACCCUCCCUGCACUUGACACAUCUUGACCCACUCGAAGUGGAAGGUGGAAGCAUAAAGUGUCUUCCGUAGGGCCGCUAGGGUUGAGCCCAGCCACCUCGACCCUCGAAGUCUACGGCCUGUCUGACUUGUUAUAUAUAUAUAAUCAUGUAGUGUUGCAAGACAAUGCAAGACAUUUGAUUCGAUGAUCCAGGAUCCUGUGUAGUAUGCCUGCACUUACCGGUCUGAUUGGGCCGGCCUUUGUCAAGUUGUUUAGAUCGAGAGCACAGUUUCUCUUCUCCCAGCGACCAAAUUCGACAUGUUUGUUAAAACCUGUGUGCAUUUGGUAGGGGCUGUUGUUUGUUUUAAGCGGAUCCCGUCAAACGCAAAUUGUUUUCGACCAUGCAUGGCCACGAGUCAAAGGGUAGUUUGUGUAUGGAGCAAGGGAUUUGGGGAUAUGUUGGGUUUCGGGUAUGAACAACCAGCCUUGAGUCAGACAUAUUGAGUAUGGAACGAUUGGGUGUGAAUAUGUCCUUCCAUACCCUAUUCCAUACUUGCAAGUUCUAUAUGUGUUGCUGCCAAAUUUUGUUUCAGAACAUUGGACGAUUCCAACAUGUCAAUGCCUACAAUCAAACAAGAAUGACAAGAUCGGCAAGAUUGGUGUAGGUUCAUUUGGCCUACCUCUUACAACAGUAGUCCUUCAUGUGUGCGACUUUUGUUUCCAGUGGUCUCGUUCCAUAUCUACGGUACUGGAACAAUUUUGACCGUUACAGAAUUGUUGACAAAGUUUGUGCCGGUGCGCCCAGAGGGCACCAAGUUCGAUGCAAUGCAGUGAUCAAGUUCUUUAUGGCCUCCAAGCGAUGGCCUCCAACCCAAUAGUCCAAAGACUGUAAAGUCCCAGGCGUCCUGGACAGUCCGGACAAGUCCAAAGAGAUGAGGGCUCUUACUUAGUUCGCCCUUGACACUUUCCGUUGUGGGAAACAGAGUGUUUUAGUCUUAAGAUGGUGCUUUACGGACUUGUCGCAGGACGACGACAAGAUAUGAAUGUCGAAGUUCUUCGCCUUUUCUGCUUUUGAGAAACUCCCAAGAAUGCCCAGCACCACUGCAACCAGCCUCAAGACUCAGGCUGCGGUUGACAAAGUCUGGUCGCUAAUUCCAUGAAGGCCUGGCCAAUUUAAAGCCCGGAAAGACUUGUCUUGUCAGGCUGCCGUGAUGCGUUGUCAGUCAAUCUGUGGCAAGACUGUUGUUGCGCAAGCCUUGUUUAUGACCCUUUCAGAUCGUUUUGUCCUUCGAAUCUCGUAUAGCAUGCGGCAUUGGUGUUUGCAAUUUUCACUACAUUGAUCCAUAGCUAGUGUCAUCCAGACUGAAUCCAGUGUUCGGGGUUUGCAAAUCUAAGGCCCUUGCAGCCAUUGCAUGGGGAGUAUGUGCCAGUGUUGUACACAAAGCUUAUCGGCCCAAGUUCAAUGUAGUGUGCAGCAUGCAGCUUGCUCAUGCAAUUUUGCCCUUGUGUUUGGCUUGCGUUGGUGCAGGAAGCACCGGAGAGUUUGUUCCGCAGGUCGUCUCUGAGGCAGUCCGCGAAGCAAAGGAGGCGUCAGAAUCAGCAAGCGAUGCUGUGGACAAAGCUGAAAGAUCUGUAGGCCAUAUUAAGCUACUGAAGGAGUCUUUGCCUCAACUCUCUUCAAAGGCAGACGAUGCAGAAAAGAGAGCCAAGAAGGCGCUCAAGACAGCAGAGGAUGCUCAAAAGAAAGCUGAGGAGCUGUUGAAGACAGUGGAAGAUCAGUCCUACCAGGCUGCUUCAAAGUCUGCAAGGAGGGAAGUUGAGCGUCUUGAAACAGAUGCCACUGGCUAUUACCAGUCUUAUCUAUCCGAUCUGAAGCUUGCGCGGGUUCAGGAGGACAUCCCUCAGGUGGAGGCCAUAAAAAAGUCGAAGCAGCCAUACACAGAUGCAGAAGAGCAGGUUGACGCCACAGUGGAAUCUUACAACAGUUUGGCCAUUUCUUUGGCCAACGAGGUGGUGAUGUAUGCUGACAAGGCGAAAAAGCUGGCAGACACGGCAGCACAAGACCAGGCCACUGGGAGCGCUGUGCUCGCGGCGAAGCACAUGCUGCAGGCCCACAAGUUGAUGCAUAUGGCCAAAGAGAAAAAGGUGCGGGCAUUGAAAGUGCGAGCUUUGGCAGAGAGGCUCAACAGCAACGUUUUGCCCGCCUACAGACAGGCCGUGAAGGUGGCUGGAGUUCACGCAGCUUUUGGGCAGUCACAGCACCUGCGAAAGAACUGAGCGACUCUGACGAGUCGAAGGAAAAGGCUGCACAAAAAGGGCGAUUGGAAUUGAAAGGCGAAAAGCAAUGCCUGAUUUGAACAAAAAGCAAAAGG